Cervus elaphus (red deer) is the source of this 934-nucleotide messenger RNA. RefSeq names its product calmodulin-alpha-like. The record is from RefSeq and is a predicted model, not a curated record. The coding region runs from base 87 to 536 and encodes 149 amino acids. NCBI's taxonomy places the organism in Eukaryota, Metazoa, Chordata, Mammalia, Artiodactyla, Cervidae. The transcript has a single exon. Gene Ontology annotation, molecular function: calcium ion binding.
GCAGAAGUCUCACAUUGGAGUCCGAGUGGAGCGAGCGAGCUGAGUGGUUGUGUGGUUGCGUCCCGGAGACCGGUAGCGCUUGCAGCAUGGCUGACCAACUGACUGAAGAGCAGAUUGCAGAAUUCAAAGAAGCUUUUUCACUAUUUGACAAGGAUGGUGAUGGAACUAUAACAACAAAGGAAUUGGGAACUGUAAUGAGGUCUCUUGGGCAGAAUCCCACAGAAGCAGAGUUACAGGACAUGAUCAACGAAGUAGAUGCUGAUGGUAAUGGCACAAUUGACUUCCCGGAAUUUCUGACAAUGAUGGCAAGAAAAAUGAAAGACACAGACAGUGAAGAAGAAAUUAGAGAAGCAUUCCGUGUGUUUGAUAAGGAUGGUAAUGGCUAUAUUAGUGCAGCAGAGCUCUGCCAUGUGAUGACAAACCUUGGAGAGAAGUUAACAGAUGAAGAGGUUGAUGAAAUGAUCAGGGAAGCAGAUAUUGAUGGUGAUGGUCAAGUAAACUAUGAAGAGUUUGUACAAAUGAUGAGAGCAAAGUGAAGACAUUGUACAGAAUGUGUUAAAUUUCUUGUACAAAAUUGUUUAUUUGCCUUUUCUUUGUUUGUAACUUAUCUGUAAAAGGUUUCCCCCUACUGUCAAAAAAAAUAUGCAUGUAUAGUAAUUAGGACUUCAUUCCUCCAUGUUUUCUUCUCUUAUCUUACUGUCAUUGUCCUGAAACCUUAUUUUAGAAAAUUGAUCAAGUAACAUGUUGCAUGUGGCUUACUCUGGAUGUAUCUAAGCCCUUCUGCACAUCUAAACUUAGAUGGAGUUGGUCAAAUGAGGGAACAUCUGGGUUAUGCCUUUUUUUUUUUUUUUUUUUUUGAGUAGUUUUCUUUAGGAAUUGUCAGCAUGUUGUUGUUGAAGUGUGGAGUUGUAACUCUGCGUGGACUACGGACAGU